AUGACGCCGACUCCCACUCCCCAGGGCCCCAUCAUGGAAUCCUCAACCGCCGACAAAAAGCGCAACAAGCUGGGCUAUCAUCGUACCUCUGUCGCAUGCGUACACUGUCGCCGACGAAAGAUCCGCUGUCUGGUCGCCGCCGACGACGCGCAGGGCCGCUGUGAGAACUGUAUCCGUCUGCGCAAAGAAUGCCAGUUCUUCCCCGUCGACCAGCAACCCCCCAUCGAGAAGAAAUCCCGCCCCAAUUCGCGCCUCGAGACCGCAUCUACCGACCCCUCGACGGCCUCCUCGUCGCCUCCAGCCGGAUCGGGCACCGAUCAACCCGACGCCUUCUUCCCCUACCAGCCCAUCCCCCUCAGCGCCGCCCCGGACGUCACCACCACCUUCAACCCGGCCGCCGGGGCCGCCUACCCAGGCCCUCCCAUCGCCCCCUACGCCCCAAACCCGCCCUCGCUCGACCCCUCCGUCCCCUGGGACGAGUUCACCACCAUCUCCGACCCCCAAAUGCUGGCCGCCAUGUCCGCCGCCGCAAAGCCCGGCAUGGUCAACGUCAACAUGCCGCCCUCCGCCGUCUGGAACCCCAACCCUAACCCCAUGGCGCCCAUGCCCGCUGCCUCCCCCCUUCAGGGCACGCCCACGAUCCCCUCGCAGCCGCAGAGCCUCAGCCCGGCCCCGACAUACGCCAUGCAGCCGGACGGGUCUGUCUGGCAGGUACCGCCGCCGCCGGCCCGCUCCAUGACGUUUCCCGCGCAGCCCGACAUGGGCCAGGCAUUUCCCACCAGCCAGUUCCAGCACCCACCGCCGCAUCAGCAGCCGCCACCGCCGGCAGACCUCAAGCGCCGAAUGACCAGCCCGCCGCAGUCGUUCCCCGCAAACCCGCAGAGCCCUCCGCCGGCGGACAUGCCCACGGGCCCGACCUCGGUGUCGUACCCGGGCCAGCCCACGCCCAUGGGCUAUCCCACCUGGCAGGACAUGAACAGCAUGUCGCCGAUGGGCGUUGUGCAGUACCCGAUGUACACGGGGGACGCGACGCAACAGGCGGCGUUCGGGGCGCCGAUGGGCCAUCCGGGGCCGGGACAAGCGCCGCCGUGA
Molecule: messenger RNA, 1092 nt
Organism: Aspergillus terreus NIH2624
Lineage: Eukaryota; Fungi; Ascomycota; Eurotiomycetes; Eurotiales; Aspergillaceae
Product: putative C6 finger domain protein
Exons: 2
Coding region: 1-1092 (363 amino acids)
Biological process (GO): regulation of DNA-templated transcription
Molecular function (GO): DNA-binding transcription factor activity, RNA polymerase II-specific; zinc ion binding
Source: RefSeq, a predicted model, not a curated record